UGCGGCGGACGCUGGCGUGCAGCGCGUGGUGUUCACUUCGUCCUACGGCGCUGUGCACAUGGACCCCAACCGCAGCCCCGACGCCGUGCUCGACGAGACGUGCUGGAGCGACUACGACUACUGCAAAAACACAGGGAACAUGUACUGCUGCGCUAAGAUGAUGGCGGAGAUCACGGCGACGGAGGAGGCGGCCAAGAGGGGCCUAGAGCUGGCGGUGGUGGUGCCGUCUAUGACCAUGGGCCCCAUGCUGCAGCAGUCACUCAACUUCAGCAGCAGCCAUGUCGCCCGCAACCUCACCGGCGCCAAACCCACCUACCCUAACGCCGUCGCCACCUACACCGACGUCCGUGACGUCGCCCGAGCCCAUCUCCUCGUCUACGAGCACCCGGACGCACACGGCCGGUACCUCUGCAUCGGCGCCGUGCUGCACCGUGCACACUUCCUCCAACUCCUCAGCGACCUCUUCCCGCAGUACCACAUAACCGCCAAGUAAGUACGAGCACAACAUGAUCGAUCUUAUUUCAAUGUGUUUGAUUCGAUUUUGGGCGUUGCUUUGCUUGCUCACCGUGGAAUUCAUUGGGGCGGCAGGUGUGAA
Messenger RNA from Triticum aestivum (bread wheat), 595 nucleotides. Its product is annotated as cinnamoyl-CoA reductase 1-like. Lineage: Eukaryota; Viridiplantae; Streptophyta; Magnoliopsida; Poales; Poaceae. Bases 59 to 493 code for a protein of 144 amino acids. The record is from RefSeq and is a predicted model, not a curated record. Gene Ontology annotation, molecular function: oxidoreductase activity, acting on the CH-OH group of donors, NAD or NADP as acceptor. Gene Ontology annotation, biological process: lignin biosynthetic process. The transcript is spliced from 2 exons.